Molecule: messenger RNA, 1693 nt
Organism: Sarcophilus harrisii (Tasmanian devil)
Lineage: Eukaryota; Metazoa; Chordata; Mammalia; Dasyuromorphia; Dasyuridae
Product: zinc finger CCCH domain-containing protein 8-like
Biological process (GO): negative regulation of DNA-templated transcription
Cellular component (GO): nucleus
Molecular function (GO): RNA binding; metal ion binding
Source: RefSeq, a predicted model, not a curated record
GAGAAUGACGGAGGUGAAAGUUCGUGGGGGCGGGGGAGUUCGGCCCGAGAGUGGUUCGGGAACGAAACGCUUCCGGCGUGUCCGCUGCCGCGCGUGCCUCGCCGCCCAGGGCUGGUUCGGACACAUGUAUGUCCACAUGAGAACGUGGAGGCUGCGGGAGCCGUGUAGGGGCCGCCCUGGGUGCGCGCCGGCCUCGGGCCGACCUCGGCUCCCGGGCCGCGGCCGCUGAGAAGGCCACGCGAGGGCGGGGGAGUGUGCGCUUUCCCGUAGCUAUGGCGACGGCUGCGCCUUUGGCGCAUGCGCGGAGCAUCCCGCCGCACCGCGUGGGGGCGGAGUCGGGCGCUCUGAGCGUGUUUGCGGCUGCGUGACACCGCGAGGCUUUCGGUCCUAGGUGCGUGCGGUGCUGGUGAGCCCCUUCUCCGCGGCCCGCACUUCUGCCCUUCCUUCUGGAGCCCGGGAGCUGCCCCUCCAUGGCGCGGACCACCCUCCCGGGGGGCUCACGAGGCGGAGUUUGGGAGAAGGGCCUCGGGGCGGGGCCAGCAGACAGGGCCGCCUCUGCCUGCAGCAUCCCAGGGCCCCCCGGGGGCCGCUCCCAGGAGCCGCCUGCAGCAUGUCUUCCACGCUGUGCCCCGCCGGCCUGGUGCCCUUUGAAGAGCUCUUCUCCAAGCCCCCGAAUCCCAUGCUGGGCCCCAGCUUGACUCAGGAUCGGCCCCUUGGACCCGGCCUCCACGCCCCCCGGGACCCCACCCCCCCGAAACACGACUCCUUGGAGGACCCGGCCCGCAAGCCCGCCAGCCCCGAUGGCCCCAGGGCCGCCGACCGCCUGCCUUCCGGGGGCUCCCCCCGCUGGGACUUUGGGGACCUGUUUUGCAAGCCACCCAACCCCAUGCUUUCCAGCAUGGCCCCCAAAGCCCCCGCUUCGCCCUCCCCCGGGUCCGCUUCCAGCCAAGACAGUGGCCAGGCCCCUGGGCCAGAUCCCGAGGCGGCGAGCCCGGGGCCGGCCCCCCGCAGUCCAGAACGGGGUGAAGCCCGGCCCUGGAACCGGAGCGACCGAGGGGGGGGCCCGCAGCCGGAGGGCAAGAAGAGGAAGGGGGCUGGGGCCGCCGCCGCCAAGGGGAUGCAGCCCCAGGAGGAGGACUUCGCCCAGCUCCUAGAGCAGUACAGACGCGAGAGGGAGACCCCCGCGUCAGAGCCAGGACCCCCGCCCUCCGAGGGCAAGGUGAAGAAAGCGGCCAAGAGGGCGCGGGGCGGGGGCCAGCGGCCAAGAAAGAAGAAGCGGCAGCGGCCCGAAGACUACCGCCCCGGCCCCGCCUUCCCCGCCCAGUCGCUCCCCCCGCCCGUGCGCCCCAGUGAGCCAGGAGUUUGUCAGAAGAACACGGUGGCUCUGGGCUCGCAGAGGGUGUGCAAGUACUUCCUGGCGGGGCGCUGCGUGCGUGGGGAGCAGUGCCGGCUGGACCACGCCGCCGAGGGCCUCAAGUUCCAGCAGCUCUGCAAGUUCGUGCAGGGCUACUGCACGCGGGGCGAGCACUGCCGCUUCCUGCACCACGAGUUCCCCUGCAAGUUCUUCCACACCGGCGCCAAGUGCUACCAGGGGGACCACUGCAGCUUCUCCACGCCCCUGACCCCCGAGACCGAGGGGCUGCUGAGGCAGCUGGCCCCCCACCCGCAGGCCCUUGCGCCCGCUCCCUCCUGA